AUGGAAAAAGUACCUAAAGAAGAAAUAGAUACUUUCGCAAUAUAUUUGCCUCAUCAUGCUGUAGUGCGAGACAAUGAAACAACUAAAGUGAGAAUUGUUUUAGAUGCGUCGUGCAAGGGAUCGAACAACACGUCACUCAAUAAUUUGUUGUACGUGGGACCUAAGCUACAGCAGGAUUUAAGAAAUCUGAUCAUGAGAUGGCGUAUGCGAGAAAUAUGCUACACAUCCGACAUUAAAAAAAUGUAUCGCAUGGUACUGGUUAAAAAAGAAGACGCUGACUGUCAAAGAAUACUGUGGAGAAAACAUUUUACCGACGAAGUUGAAGACUAUAGAAUGCUACGUGUUACAUUUGGUACGGCCUCUGCGCCAUAUUUAGCGAUCAAAGCCUUAAAGCAGUUAUCACAAGACGAAAACGACACAUUUCCAAUAGGAGCUGAAAUUCUUAAAGAAGAUUUCUAUGUUGACGAUUGCCUCAGCGGAGACCACACUCUGGAAGGUGCUAUCAAAGGCAGUUUACAGCUUCGACAACUGCUAGAAAAAGGAGGAUUUGUGCUACAAAAAUGGGCAUCAAACAGUAAAGAAUUUCUUGAGAAAAUUCCACGAUCAUUAAGAAGCAGCAGCGUUGAGAAAGGAAUUACAAGUGAGAGUACAAUUAAAACUCUAGGCUUAACUUGGAAUAUGACAACAGACUCAUUUCGUUAUCACACAAAAUUACCAUUAAAACCAACAUGUAUUACAAAAAGGACAAUUCUAGCAGACGUGCAAAGCCUUUUUGAUCCACUGGGCUGGAUAUCACCGGCAAUUAUAAUGGCAAAGAUGUUGAUACAGAACAUUUGGAAACAGAGACUUGAUUGGGAUGAAAUAGUAGAACAAAAAGAAGAAGAAGAAUGGUUAAAAUUACGUGAGAGUUUCGGAAACAUGAACAAGAUACAAAUUAAUAGAUGGAUAUAUACAAAUCAAGACACAAGUAAAAUAACCUUACACGGAUACUGUGAUGCGUCAAAUAAAGGAUACUGUGCUGUUGUUUAUUAUAGAGUUGAAACCCACACAAUCAAAACAGGCAUCAUUGCAUCUAGAACUAAAUUGGCUCCCCUUAAGCCUAUAUCUCUGCCACGCUUGGAGUUAAGUGGUGCUGUGCUUUUGUCUAAGCUAUUAAAGCAAGUCAGAGAUGCUAUGAGAUUAAAAGAAAGUCAAACAUUUGCAUGGACAGACUCAACGAUCGUCUUGUCAUGGCUGAUGGGUGACCCGAAUAGAUGGCAAAUAUUUGUAAGCAAUAGAGUUGUUGAAAUUUUGGAGAACGUUUCCAUCACCCAGUGGUUCCAUGUUAAAUCAAAGGAAAAUCCAGCUGACAUCGGGUCAAGAGGAAUGAAUCUAAAUAAUCUCAUAAAUAACAAACUAUGGUGGGAAGGGCUAGAAUGGCUUAAGCACAAAAAUAUAAUUUAUUCAAAACCGAACAUUCCAACUACAGACUUAGAGAUGAAGAAAGUAAAGGUAAAUGCACAAUUAGAAAAGAAUAUACCAAUGUUGAUAAGCGAAGAAUUCGAUACAUUACAAGAACUUUUAAAAACAAUUAUCUACAGUUUAAGAUUUUUAAAUUCGAAGAAGAGUCCAGAAAAUAUAAAUAAGGAAAUUACAACAGAUGAAGUAGAAAACGCCCUAACAAAAUGCAUUAGAAUUGCACAAGACCAAGAAUUCAGUAAAGAAAUAGAAGCAUUACAAAAGCAAAGAAAUGUAGCAAGAGAAAGCAGUUUAAGAAAUCUCAAUCCAUACUUAGAUGAGAAGAGAUUGAUCAGGGUGGGCGGUAGAUUGAGAAAUGCUAAUUUGAGUCACGAUCAGAAGCAUCCGAUUAUACUUGAUACGUCAGACACGGAACUGGAAAUUUUGACACCAGGACAUUUCUUGAUAGGAGAAACACCUGUGUCCAUACCUAAUCCAAACCUUCAAGAUGUCAGCUUAAGCAAAUUAUCACGAUGGCAGCAUGUGCAACGACUAGUAGGAAAUUUUUGGCACAAAUGGCAGAACGAGUAUUUAACUCGCCUUCAGACUCGUUCUAAAUGGGUAAAGACGCAGAAAGAAUAUGAAAUUGGCGACAUUGUACUUCUGAAGGAAGACCAAAUGCCGCCGGGCAAAUGGGCUAGGUACUUCAAUGAGUUUGUAAAUGUACACUAA
This is a messenger RNA of Trichoplusia ni (cabbage looper), 2169 nucleotides long. RefSeq lists its product as uncharacterized. NCBI's taxonomy places the organism in Eukaryota, Metazoa, Arthropoda, Insecta, Lepidoptera, Noctuidae. The transcript is spliced from 2 exons. Bases 1 to 2169 code for a protein of 722 amino acids. The record is from RefSeq and is a predicted model, not a curated record.